This is a messenger RNA of Polyodon spathula (Mississippi paddlefish), 4014 nucleotides long. RefSeq lists its product as uncharacterized. NCBI's taxonomy places the organism in Eukaryota, Metazoa, Chordata, Actinopteri, Acipenseriformes, Polyodontidae. The coding region runs from base 326 to 3967 and encodes 1213 amino acids. The transcript is spliced from 3 exons. The record is from RefSeq and is a predicted model, not a curated record. Gene Ontology annotation, molecular function: RNA polymerase II cis-regulatory region sequence-specific DNA binding; DNA-binding transcription factor activity, RNA polymerase II-specific. Gene Ontology annotation, biological process: regulation of DNA-templated transcription.
UGUCAUGUCAGUAAAGACUGUUUGGUUCAGUUUGAGAGUGGGGAGAGGGGAGAUGGCGAUUCGCUCUACAUUUAGUUUAAAUUAUAUAUAUAUAUAUAUAAAAAAACAGUUUCACAAUUCUACCACUAGACAGAAGCGCCGCCAGCGCUGUGUCGCUUUCCACCUCGCCGCCAGACAGCUCCAUUCACGCCGCCAGAGACUGCCUCACAGUACGCUGCACCCUGGGAUAGGUUUUGCAGAGAGAGUCGCCGUCAGAACUCAGCGAUUUAGACGAGACUGUUUCCCCCCCCACCAGUGUUAAUUAACGUUCUUCAGCCCAGGCAGGAUGGAAGAUGAAACCGGGGGGAGUCCUGAGCUGGGUCAGCUGAUGCUGGAGAACCUUCCGGUCCUGGCAGCGAAGGACGGCUGCAAACUUAACCCCCCGCUACAAGAAGCUUCCUCAACGGGGCUCCCUGUAGCAAUCCAGCAGAACACCGAGACAGGACUCUGCACUGCUGACCAGCAGCACUCUGAGACAGGUCUCUGCAUUGAAAAUUGCUUCCCAAAGUCAGACCUUCAGCGUGCAGAACUGGAAGAUGAAGCAUCAUUGGGCCGCCGCAAGAGUUUUUUGUAUAACGAUCGCAGGGAAAUCUCUGAUGGCGAAUUUGGCAGCACGGGGAACAGAACUGCCCAGCCAGAGGCCAGGGCUGAUUUGGAUCAAAGACGCUCUCGAGGGUUAAAACCUGAUGAGGCUAUCCAACCCAGACCAGACCUUUUCUCGGCACGAGAACCCAUUGGAGAAAUGACUCGCUUUCACUUGGAGGAAGGGCUUCCCAAAGCUUUCAAACCUCAAGAAACAAGACCAGAAGAAUUACCCAACUUUCAAAAGCAGUUCUCCAAAACCUCAGAGAAACCCCCCUCGGCACAGGAGAGCACCCAGGAAGGGGACGAAGCACUCCAGUUUGACAGGACGACUCCUCCCGGCCCCCGCUCUCGCCCCUCUGGCAGGUCUAAGCUCCGCUCACAGCAACAUUCUGACCCCCUCCCCCACGCCUGCCUGGAAUGUGGGAAGAGGUUCCGGCAGCGUUCGGACCUGCAGCGGCACUCCUUCGUGCACAGCGAGGAGAACCAGUUCCCCUGCCGGCUGUGUGAUAAACGCUUCGCCCACGCCUCGGGACUGAGGAUCCACGAGCGCAGCCACAGCGGGGACAAGCCCUACCGCUGCCCCGUCUGCCAUAAGACCUUUGGCAGCUCCUCCAACCUGGCCAAGCACCGCUUUGUGCACAGCGAGGGCAAGCGCUUUCCCUGCCCGGCCUGCGGGAAGAGCUUCAAGCACCCUGCCAGCCUCAACGCACACCGCAAGAGAGGCCAUCCAGAUGGGUCAGGAAGCGGCGGAGUGCCGGAGGGUGGAGGGGCGAGGACGAGUCGGAGGAGGAAGCAGGUGCAGAGUCUCCCUUGUCGGAUCUGCGGGAGGAUUUUCGGGGGGGCACGGACCCUGGAAGCCCAUCUCCUGCUCCACGGGGGGGACCCGCAGCUGGGCUGCUUUGACUGCGACCUGCUGUUCGGGUCGAGGGAGGAGAUGGAGGCGCACCAGAGCUUCCAUCGUUUAGUGCAGGAGGGGUCGCCCGGGACCGGAGAAGUGGGUGGCGCUUUGUCCCAGGGGGGGCCGACUGGAAGGCUGGUGGUUGUUACAGAGGAAUCGGAUAGGGAGCUGAGCGGAGAGGGGGAGACGGUGUUAGAAGAGGAGGGGUGGAAAGUGUCCCAAACUGGACUUGGCUACAGUGAACAUGUAGAGAGGCAGGGAGGGGAGGGGGUUAUCGGAGAGGGUCCAGGGGUUCACUGUGAAUUGGAAAAAGGAGGCGGAGGAAGGGAAGGACUGCCUUGUGUGAGAAAUGAGAAACUGAGAGAGUUGAGACAGGGAGGAGCUGCAGAGAGAUACGCAGAGGAGUCAGAGACAGCGAGGCACACAGACCGAGGGAGAUUGGGACCGGGAUUGAGAGAGGGUCUGGGGGAGAGAUUAGGAGGGGGAAUGACAGACAUAGGAUUAUUUAGCAAAAGACAUCAAAAGGGAAAUCAGAACCAACUGACCGGUUCUACGGAGCGUCUAGAACGGCCUAGAGUGGACCCUACUGAGGAGAUUCUGAGCGUCCAGGCCUUGAGAGCGAGGCUGUGGAACAUUGUGGAACAGUGCAGCGAUAUGAGCUCCUGCAGGGGACAGCUCCGAGAAUUCUGGAGGGGGUUCACAGAGUCUAGAACUUGCAAGGGGGGUGUCAACGAGAGGCAGGGGGAGUUUUGGGAACAAGGGUGCACAAAAAAGAAUGCCUCUGCGGGGUGCAUUAACAGACUAGAGGGAUCUAGAGCAGGCUAUGGACCAGAAGUAAGGGACAGUAACUCCUCUCUGGGUUACUCUCAAAGCAGGAACAGUAAUGGGGUGCAAAGUGUCCAGAACGUUCUAGAUCCAGCUUCCUGCCAGAGGUUUACGGAAAAAAGACUUGGACCCGAAAGCACCGCAAGGGGUUUGCCACAUCAGUAUGUUCUAGAAGCUGGCUCUAGAAACGGAGGGUUCCAGAAUGGUCUUGAACAUUCCAGAUACAUUUUGAAGGAGGGAUCUGGCUGCAGUGCGGAGGAGGUUCUAGAAUGUUCUAGGAGUGGCAUGGCACCCGAACAGGUUGGCAGUCUUUCCAGAGCGUGUUCGGGAAACAGGGAUUUCAUGGAGAGGAUAAGAGACAUUCUAGAAAAUUCCCCGGAUGGCAAAAUGUGCCGGGAGAGACUGGAAAGUUUCUGGAAAAGUUUUGGAGAACAAACGGAAGGAAGAGAGAGAGAACAUUGGGGUGAAGGGAGGGGGAAUGAAACGGCUACUGAAAGAGAGGGGGACGGGCAGAACAGAGGAGGGAAUGGAAAGCAAGGGGGAAGGGAGUGGGAGGAGAGAAGUAGGGAAAGGAAGAACAGACUACAAAAAAAAUGGAGAGAGAACAGGGAGGAAUGCACCAGAACCGAACAGAUCGGAACAGACAGGAACCCACAGAGAUUAAAAGCAGGGCUGGAGAGGGACAGGGAGGAAACAGCAGAGACAAGAACUGCCCCUAGCAACAGAAAAACAGAAGCACAGACUCCCAGAAUCACAGAGAAUCAACCUCCCAGAGCAGCAGAGCAGGAGAGAGGAGAGAGGGCAGAGGGGGGCCUAAUGGACCUGGAACCAAAAGGAACUAGCUUAAAGGAAGAAAGGGGUCAAGUACCAGCUAGAGGCAUCUUGGAGUACAAUAGGAAAGUGAGUCCAGUCCCGGAGAGAGGCAGCUUAGAGGAGGAAGAGAGAAUAGGAAGGGAUCUAAGGGAGCUAGAACUUAACAGGGGUAGCUUAGAGAAAGUGAGGGAUCCAGUACCGAUUAGCGCUAACUUAGAGGAAUAUCGGGAAGUGGAGAAAGAAGAGCACAGCCAGAAUCUGACACUGCAGAGAGCCGGCUCGGAUGCAGAGGGGAGGACAAGGAGGGAUCUGGUGCCAGCACGGGGUACAGCCUCCCUAAACCUGCCUUACAAGUGCAGCCUGUGCCCGGCAUCCUUUCCCCGCCCCUCGGAGGCGAAGGCCCACGUGCAGGGGCACUCACCAGGACGCCCCUACCCCUGCCCUCACUGCCCACGCCGCUUCCGGAGACGCUUCGACGUGCUGCGGCACGGGCGCGUGCACUCGGGAGAGAAGCCCUUUGCCUGCGCGGUGUGCCAGCGCCGCUUCAGCCAGGCCGGCACACUCCGCACACACAGCCUGGUGCACUCCCAGGACAAGCCCCACCGCUGCUCCCUCUGCCCAGCCAGCUUCCGCAGGAGUGCUGACCUGCGCCUGCACCAGAGGAGGCACAGCGGGGAUAAGAGGUACCCCUGCAGCCUGUGUGACAAGGCCUUUGUACAGUCCAACGCACUGCUAGCACACCAGCAAACACACUACAGGAGGGAGAGGAGGAGGCAAUGCAGAGAGCAGGAGACUGAGAGACACUGAGAACCACACACACACUGAGAUACACUGAGAGAAACACACACAUACUG